Messenger RNA from Vespula vulgaris, 1683 nucleotides. RefSeq lists its product as uncharacterized. The coding region runs from base 41 to 1651 and encodes 536 amino acids. The transcript is spliced from 5 exons. NCBI's taxonomy places the organism in Eukaryota, Metazoa, Arthropoda, Insecta, Hymenoptera, Vespidae. The record is from RefSeq and is a predicted model, not a curated record.
UAUAUUUUGCAAUAAUAAUAAUAGUACAUAAUAUUCGAUCAUGGCUCAAAAAUUAGAAAUUGAAGAAAUUUUAGAUCAAGAUUUUCUCCAAUUUAUAUCAUUGGCCAAAACUUAUUACACUGAAAUUCUUGAUGAGAAAGAUAAAUUAUUAUGUAUGCAAUGGCUUACAAAAUUAUGCGGAGAAAAGGCAAAAGGAAUAUCAUCUAAACGUAAUCGAAAUAUAUAUUUAUCGCAACUUCUUAUGAAUAUGCAAGAAAAGAAAAUGGCUGGGCCAUUUUUAUCGCCUCCAGGUGACAAACCUUUGCCACCUGCAAGAAACAUUUUUAGUUCGCAAGAUUCAGAUAAAAUCUUUUCACCAAAAAUGGAAACUGAGCUUGAUGAAAUGCCUGACGAUUUUCAAGAAAAAUCAACAGAUGGUCAAACAUAUAUUGCAAUACGUUGUUUACCAAACGAUCAAGGAACAUUUGCAUACGUUGCAUUAAAUAUUAAUAAAGAAAAAUCAUGUACAUCCAGUAGCAUAUAUUACCCAAGUGCUAGUGAGACAUCUAAAUCAAAACCUUUGGACAAUAUAUCUAUAAGUAGUGGAAUAGAGGAACAUUUAUCAGAAGCUCAAAUGGAAGAUUUUUACAAACAUAAUAUAGAACCUAAAAUAUCUGGUGACAUUACUCAACUGUAUCAAUCAUUACAUAUGCCACAAAAAACAACAUGUUGCAAACAAAGAGAUGGAAUGAAGUUUUAUAAUAAAUUACUUAAGCUAAUUGAUAAGGAAAUAACAGGAGUCGAAAAUGAGCAUAAUGACAUAAUAAAGUUCUUAGUAAACAGAUUAGAACAAGAUCUAAAGAAAGAAUCCAAAAUGAAACAUAUGUUCAAAUUAGCUCCUGCACAAAAAAACUUGAAGCUCUUAGAAAUACUAAGACAAAAAGUCGUUGUUCGACUCCAAGAAGAAAAGCGACGACUUUUAAUAGCAGAGAUGGAAGAAAAUAUGUUAACAUCUUCAAUGGACUUUAAAUGUUGUGCAAAAACUGAAAAUGGAACAGAGUCUAUGUGGGAACUGGCAGUGACCAAACCAUUAACAGACAAAGAUAUUAACAGAUUAUGUGAUUUAUAUCCCGAAGAAAUUAUUUCUACCUUUUUAGAUUUACUUAUAGCUGACAGACAAAUAAUAUUAGAAAGAGGGAAAAAAAGACAAUUAAAAAUGAUAGAAAAAAUAAAAUUUGAAAUAGAUAAGGAAAUUCAAUCUGAUAAAGCAAUAUAUAAUAAAGCACGAGAAACAUAUAGAGAAUGGAAUGAAAUUUUGUCAACAGUUGAAGACAUGAUAUAUGAUACAAGAAAUAAAACUGAUAAAAAAAGUGAUAAAGUAUCAGAACCAAAAGAAGGAAUAUUAGACAAUAUGAUGGUUGAUAUAAAAGAAACUGAAAAGUUAGUUGUAGAGGAAGCUCGUCUUGGGGAGAUGUUAAUUGAGAAAAUUAUUGAAGCAAAUAUGUGGACAUUUUCGAUUCAGGAAGAUGAUAAAAAAGAUGAGUCAUGGGAAAUGAAGUCUGCAAUAGAAAAUAUGAAAAAACAAAAUAAAAUUUAUAAGUUGCUUAUUGACAAACAAAAAAUAAGAAUUAAGCAACUACGUGAAAAGUUAUUCUAUAACCAAAAGUAUUAAUUACUUUCUGAUUAUAUAUAUUAUAUCUUUUA